AUGGAACUGCAGCUGGGUACAUUAUUCGUGAGAGUAAUGACCAGGGCGCUUCGAGAAAAAGAGGUCGGCCACGUCAGCUAUUUCUUUUACCAGCCAUUCUUUUUCGAGUUUCCCAAGCAGCUGGGAAAGUACUCGGCGGGUACUAUACUUCUCGUUGGGAAUUUGUUCAAUCAAAAGGAAAGUAGAUUCUUUUCAUGGCGAUCGAGCGAUCAUGGGAAAACAUGGAAUAUUGUUGGGGGAUGGCAGCCCGGUGGCGGUGCCACGAGUGGUAUCUGGGAGCCAUUCCUCUUUUUGGAUAGUAAGGACAGACUUGUUGCAGUAUUCUCAGACCAGCGAGAUUGGAAACACCAUGCCCAAAAAUUGGUCCAUGUUUUCUCUGAAAAUGGUGGCGAUACAUGGUCGGCUCCAGUGAAUAAUGAUGUUGUUAGCACUGAACAGAUAUGGCGACCUGGAAUGGCCACUGUUGCUCGAAUGGAUAAUGGAGAGUAUCUGAUGAGCUAUGAAUGGUGUAAAGAUGAUGGACAUGGAGGUACUGACAACAGUGUACAAUGCCCCGUUCAUGUGAAGACAUCCCCUGACGGUGUUACAUGGGAUAAACAUUAUCCAGGAACGGUCAUAUCCACCCCAGAUGGAAUCCAGCCAUGCGGAAGUCCAUAUACCAUUUGGGACGCUUCACAAAAGGCAUUGAUUGUUUCUGCUAGGUCCUGGCGAUGGCAUACGGAAUUAUCAAGAUUAACACCGGAGAACGAAGGAAUCGUUCUUAUAAAUACACAGUAUGGAAAGGGUGACUGGGCGUGGGCAACAUCGCCAUGGCAUCCACCUCCCAGUAGCGAUAUUUGUGGCGCGAACUACAGCCCCAACCUGCUUGUGUUACCAGACAACAACAUUCUAUAUACCACCGAAGCGACUUUACCUGAGACUCCAGGCAUACCAAACGAUAAACUGCCUUGCGAGCUACGAACUGGGUCAGUGACCAUUGGACAAUUGCCAUAUUCCUCCAACUUUUCAACCAAGGGCCAAGCAGGCUGGAUUGAUUUCAAUGGCACUUGGUCCAUUUCUGGUGACCAGUACGAGUUUGCACCAGUCACAGAACCAGCCACAAUUGCCAUUACAGGAUCAUCUGGAUGGACGGACUAUAAGAUGAGUGCAGACGUUAUCAUCACGAGCGAUUCGGGGGUGGUUGGCCUGGUUGCGCGGACAUCUGCUUCACUCUCUGCUCCAAACUUUCUGACAAGAUAUACGGCUGCCAUUGAUAGUAAUAGCGGUAAGCUUACUGUCUACCGGGUAACUGAUACAUCGACUGCUUUGAAAUCAGCUUCCCAUUCCGGGGGAAUCAAAGUCAAGAAGCUAUAUCAUAUGUCUUUCUCUGUUCAAUCGAAUAAGCUCACUGCCGUGCUCAGCGAGGACGGAGGGGCAAGUACUAAUCUUUCUGUUACUGAUGAUGGGUUGAAGAGUGGAUUGGCUGGUCUGUAUGGCCAUUAUGGAAGUGGUGGUUUCAAGAAUGUUGAAAUCAACAGCUUGACUUGA
Aspergillus tanneri is the source of this 1527-nucleotide messenger RNA. Its product is annotated as sialidase family protein. NCBI's taxonomy places the organism in Eukaryota, Fungi, Ascomycota, Eurotiomycetes, Eurotiales, Aspergillaceae. The record is from RefSeq and is a predicted model, not a curated record. Bases 1 to 1527 code for a protein of 508 amino acids. The transcript has a single exon.